Messenger RNA from Columba livia (rock pigeon), 2530 nucleotides. RefSeq names its product BTB domain containing 1 (gene BTBD1). The record is from RefSeq and is a predicted model, not a curated record. Gene Ontology annotation, molecular function: protein binding. Gene Ontology annotation, cellular component: P-body; cytosol. NCBI's taxonomy places the organism in Eukaryota, Metazoa, Chordata, Aves, Columbiformes, Columbidae. The coding region runs from base 89 to 1543 and encodes 484 amino acids. The transcript is spliced from 8 exons. Gene Ontology annotation, biological process: neurogenesis.
GGGCGGAGCGUGGUGACGUCGGGCGUGCGGCGGGGCCUCGCGUGUUGCCGGCGGAGCGAGCGGCCCGGUCCGGCCCCGCAGGGCGGCGAUGGCGGCGGCCGGCGGCGCGAGUGCCCCGGUUGAGACGCCAGGCACCGCCACCACGACCACCAGCACCACCACCGGUGCCGCCGCCGCGGAGGCCGGCGCGGUGCUGCAGCGGGAGCCGCUGUACAACUGGCAGGCCACCAAGGGCUCGCUGCGGGAGCGCUUCGCCUUCCUGUUCUCCAACGAGCUCCUCAGCGACGUGCACUUCGUGGUGGGCAAGGGCAGCCCCCGCGGCGGGGGCGGGGGAGCGCCCCCCGGGCCCGGCCAGCAGCGCAUCCCCGCCCACCGCUUCGUCCUGGCGGCCGGCAGCGCCGUGUUCGACGCGAUGUUCAACGGCGGGAUGGCCACCACCUCGGCCGAGAUCGAGCUGCCCGACGUGGAGCCCGCCGCCUUCCUGGCGCUGCUCAGGUUUCUUUAUUCAGACGAGGUUCAAAUUGGUCCAGAAACAGUCAUGACUACAUUAUACACUGCGAAAAAGUAUGCAGUGCCAGCCCUGGAAGCACAUUGUGUGGACUUCCUAACGAAGCACCUCCGAGCAGAUAAUGCCUUUAUGCUACUUACUCAAGCUCGUUUGUUUGAUGAACCUCAGCUUGCUAGUCUUUGUCUUGACACAAUAGACAAAAGUACUAUGGAUGCAAUAAGUGCAGAAGGCUUUACUGAUAUUGAUAUAGACACAUUAUGUGCAGUUCUAGAAAGAGACACCCUUAGUAUUCGAGAAAGCAGACUCUUUGGAGCUGUUGUUCGCUGGGCAGAAGCAGAAUGUCAAAGGCAACAACUGCCUGUGACAUUUGGAAACAAACAGAAAGUCCUCGGGAGAGCUCUUUCCUUAAUCCGUUUUCCAUUAAUGACUAUUGAGGAGUUCGCAGCAGGGCCUGCUCAGUCAGGAAUCUUGUCAGAUCGGGAAGUGGUAAAUCUCUUUCUGCACUUUACUGUCAACCCUAAACCUAAAGUAGAUUAUAUUGACCGACCAAGAUGUUGCCUUAGAGGAAAAGAGUGCAGCAUUAACAGGUUCCAGCAAGUGGAGAGUCGCUGGGGCUACAGUGGAACCAGUGAUCGGAUUAGGUUCACAGUUAAUAGAAGAAUUUCCAUAGUGGGAUUUGGAUUAUAUGGAUCUAUUCAUGGACCCACAGACUAUCAAGUUAAUAUACAGAUAAUUGAUUAUGAGAAGAAUCAAACACUGGGACAAAACGAUACUGGAUUUAGUUGUGAUGGAACAGCCAGUACAUUUAGAGUCAUGUUCAAAGAACCCAUAGAGAUUUUGCCAACAGUUUGCUACACGGCUUGUGCAACGCUGAAAGGUCCCGAUUCCCACUAUGGAACAAAAGGUUUGAAGAAAGUAAUCCAUGAAUCUCCUACUGCUAGCAAAACGUGCUUCGUCUUUUAUAGUUCACCCGGUAACAACAAUGGUACAUCAAUAGAAGAUGGACAGAUACCAGAAAUCAUAUUUUAUACGUAAUUUCACAUGAUCAUCUCGGAUGUGUCAGUGUAUUAUUGGACUUCAGCUCACUACUGGCGGCAGUUAAAUUUUGUGAGAUGAGAUGAAUGUGCGAAUGUCUUGUUUGAGACGAACCAGAAAAGCUAUUUUCUCUGCAUCGUUAUUGGCAGAAAUUUUAAAAUGUCAAGUGGAAUAAGUACUCUGUAUAUUGAAAAAGAUUGUUUUAAAUAAUAUCUUGUGAUUAAUUGCUUUGUAUUUUCACUCCUUCAGUUCUCAUGUAGUGAAUCUAAUUGUUUGAACUGGAAAAUCCUUACUCAUUAUGAACUUCCUAUAUAUGUUUUACCCAACCUGUCCUAAAAAGACAGUAAAGCUGCUGCUGUAGCCCCAGCUUACACUUUGUCCCAAAAUGACCCUGGGCUGACCCUAUGGACAUGAAUUGCUACUGUAAUUUUUUUAAGUAUGUCAGCAAAGCUGGAUUCCUAUUGCUGUCAUCUUGACUUUUUGGACGAGCUGCGGAGAAUUAAUAGACUUAGCACUGCAGACACUGCCUGCAGCUGCGCUGAAGAGAUACUGAGUCAAAUUCAGCAAUAAACAGGCCUUUCUGGAAUUUCUCUUAAUCCAGAGGGGCUGUUUUGGAACACAGAGCUGCUUAUGCAAAUAGCUGCUGUAUAUACAUAUGUGCCUCUAAGAAAAUGUAAAAUGCAAAAAUGAGAAUAUAAGACUUAUAAUGAUUAUUAUUUUAUCAUUGGACAUUCUAAUGCUAAAAAAAUAAUAUGAACUAAAGAUUAUUUGUGUGCAUCUACUUUUACAGAUGGCAUACACUGAUCUGAUGCCAUUGAUGUAUGUAUAUAGCAUUUGGUGUUGUGCAAUGUGUGGUGUGUAGUUCUACAGACACGUAGUAGAAGUUUGUGUACAGAAUCCUGUAACCUCCCACGAAUUCUGCUGAAGUAAGAAUUUCAGAAUAUGGGAGAAGGAAAAAGCAAAACAACAAAAAGCAAAAGAACCACA